This is a messenger RNA of Lathyrus sativus (Indian pea), 1278 nucleotides long. The record is from the annotation of a GenBank genome assembly. NCBI's taxonomy places the organism in Eukaryota, Viridiplantae, Streptophyta, Magnoliopsida, Fabales, Fabaceae.
AUGGAUACUGAAUUUGAAUCAGUCGAGGGACGAUUAACAUCGAUGCUUCCGCAGCUGCAAUGUGAGUGUGGUAUCCUUGAAAGAUUGGUGUACAAGAAUAAGAAUCAGCACCGCCGUUGUUCCUAUUUCCAACAUCUUUUGAAGGUGAGGAGGGAUUCGAGGCUUCUGCGGCUGGCAAACUUGGAGGAGCUUGUAACAUCAUGUUUCAAUGUUAUUAAAGGUGAUAGACCAAAACAGAAGAUUCAUCUUUUAGAGAGCUUGAAAAGGAGAAAAUAUAAUGAUGAGAAGCUGAAUUUUUUGGAGCGUCUUUUAGGAUCUGCACGACUACUAGAAGAGAUGGUUGAACCAAUGCUGAAGGCUGCAACUGAGAUAUCUGUUUUGUUUGCCCGAUCCUUUUUUAUGGGACUUUCUGUGACAAUUAUGGCUUUGCUAGCGCGUCUACGUGUUUUGGUUCAACAAAUAUUACUUGAUGUUGUUUAUUUGUUCAACAUGGUUUCUUCCAUGUCCAAAAAGAAGCAAUCAGUAAAAAUAACUCAUAACGGAGUAGAGGUGUUUAGAGAGUUCUAUCCUGUUAGUGAUGAGGAUGAUUAUGUUACAUUAGAGUGUGUUUGGAAAUUAGAUAAGUAUAUACUACAUGAGAGGAAGCAUAAAAUGGAGAAUGAAAGUCAAGGUGAGGAGGAUUCUGUUGGAAAUCUUCCAGUUCAAGCAUCAGCUGUCAACUACACCACCAUUGAAUCUAUUCUUGGUGAUGACCAGCUUGAUCCGGAGAAAGAUGAAGCAGCUGCUGCAGCUGAAAGAGAUCCCCCUCAUGUUAAGGAUAUGAACACUGAUUUAUCGACUAGCACUCAUGUUAAGGAUCUGAAUACUGAUUUAUUGACAGGCUCACCCCAAAUUGAUGAAGUUACGGAGACUGUGAUUAGUAGUGAGGAAGGAGGAGGGAAUUGUUCUACCACAAAAGCCCCUAUUUGCAAGUCUUCACCAGAGGAAGCCCCUUUUUGCAAGUCUUCACCAGAGGGCAACAUGCAUGCAUUAUCACAUUCACAAUCUUUAAACAGUGGCAAACUUCAUCCGGGUUCGAAGAAGGUAGCAUUUUUGUCUAUAAAGAAUCCAACAUUAGUGCCUCAAAAUGUCCAAAGUAGUGUUUCUGUGUUAACUAGCAAUGCUAAAGCUAAUGUAUUCAAUUUCAUGACAAAGGAAAGUGAUAAAACAAAAGAUGACAAAGGGGAUUCACUUGCUAGUAUAUUUACUAAUGUAAAUGCAAAGGAUAGUCUUUUUUAA